Messenger RNA from Paramecium pentaurelia, 1316 nucleotides. NCBI's taxonomy places the organism in Eukaryota, Ciliophora, Oligohymenophorea, Peniculida, Parameciidae. The record is from the annotation of a GenBank genome assembly.
AUGAACAAGAAUCAGAUUCAAAAUGCUAAUGUUCGUAAACCAUCCAAUACAUAUUUAAAAACUGAAUUCAAUAAUACUUCAUAAAUCAAAGAUAAUAGAUUUACAACUGAACCAUCUCCUAAAAAAAAUAAUAAAGAGAAUAUUGUUAAAGCCUCAUAUCUUAAAGCCACUCUUUCGAAUCAUUUGAUUAAAUAAGAUAGAAAUAUUACACCAAAUAUACCAAAAAGCAGUGUAAUUAGUUUGUUUUUAAAAUAAUAAUAAGAGGAAUAAUAAGUUGAAUUAAAAGGAAAUAUUUGUUAAACCCAUAAAAAGAAAUAUAAAUAUGAAGCCAAUGAAUAAUUGAUGUGUAGUAGAUGUAUAGUUGAUUAUGCAAUAUAAUCUGGUUUACCAAUACGUUAUUAUGAAAUAGAUAAAAAAAUGUUGACAUUUGGUUAAGAAGAGGAUCACGAUGAAUUUUAACAAUUUACAUAAAAUACAUCUAAAGAACUUUAAUUUAUUUAGAAUAUAUAGACAUAGGCCAAUGGAAUAAUCAAAAAAAAAGAACUGAAAGACUUUGUUAUAAAAGUUGGUGAUGUUAUCAGUUAGAACAUGUAAUUUCUCAAAUUAAUCCAAUAACAUUAAAUUUAAUUUGAUAAUCCUAAAUAAAAAACAAAUAAAAUAUUAGAAGAACUCUAAGUAUUAAGUAAAUAAAUUAUUGAUGACAUUCUUGAUAAAUAAAAAGUAAAAUCUUAAAGUUUACUUAUGAAUGAUGCACCUUAAUAGAUUAAUUUAGCUAGCUUCAAAUCUGUUGUUUCUUAAUAGAUUAAUGAUUUAUAGAAUAUUAAAAAAGACAUUCUAGAAAAUGUUGAAAACAUCAUAACUUAAAUGGAUGUAGCUCCAUUUAAAAUCAUAAUCAAUAAAUAUAAUGAAAAAUUAAGAUCAUUUGAAAAUACUCUCUUUGAAAUUUAGGAAUAAUGUAUAUAGUAUUCUUAACAGUAGACAAAUCUUUUCCUAAAUAGAAUGAAGAAUAAGGGUACACAAAGAAAAUGAGAGAGUUAAAUUUUUAAAAGAAAUUAUAAAAGUUAUUUACAGAAUUAAUGGAAAAUCCUAUUCAAAAAUCCCUAUUAUUAGCGGAUUAGAGUAAAAAUAACACUAAUUUAAUAGUAAAUAACAAUACGAAAUUUAUCUAAUUAUUAUAAAAAGUGAAUACCAAUUAAAACACAAAUACAAUAUUCUAUUAAUCUAUUCUUAAAGUAUUAUAAAUUAAUUUAAAAUAGGAUAUCAAUUCAGAUGAAAAACCUAAAUAAAUUAAGCCAAAAUAAAAACAGCAUGAAUGA